Molecule: messenger RNA, 6680 nt
Organism: Sarcophilus harrisii (Tasmanian devil)
Lineage: Eukaryota; Metazoa; Chordata; Mammalia; Dasyuromorphia; Dasyuridae
Source: RefSeq, a predicted model, not a curated record
ACCCUAAAUCUUCAUUUAAGGAGAGACUCCAGCUUAGAUAUCUCCUCCUCUCUGGCCUGGCUGCACUACUUUGGGACUUCUCUGAGUGACUUCUCCACCCUAUCCUCCUUGUCAGACUUGGUCCAGUUCCCUGGAAAUAGUCACUGGUACCAGGCCAAGUCAGUGCUGUUGCCGUGUCCCCCUCACCGGAUUUCACCGUUGUGGGAAAAAGACCAUCUGUCCCAGGUUGAGCAAAUGUCCUAUCUUGAACACCAGGUCAGAAUCACCCCCAUAUCCCCACCACAUUCUUAUUAUUAUCAGAAUGAACUUGGAUCCUCGCCAUGGCUCAAACAUCUAGCCACAACUACACAACUGUCUCAAUCUUUUCCCAGGGCAAAGGCUGUGCCUUUACCUCAUCUUCAUCACCACGAUAUGGCUAAAGUCUCCCCAAGUAGCAAAUACCAGAAAGUCACCUCAGUCUUGGCCUUACAUAAUAGGCAUGACAUUGAGGCCAAAGUUGCCUUGAAAUCCUUCCAACAGGAAGCAACUCCUUCAAGCUCUGACCACCUUCCCAAGAUUUUCCCAAGCUGUGAGAAUUCAACUGAUAAUCUACUGUCUGUCAACCAAUCACUCUCAUCUCCAUCAUUCUCCGACAAUAAAGCUGAGUUUUCCCCAUUCCUCAGCCAUGGGUCCACGACAGAAAAAGGAAUAUAUUCUGACUUCCAGGGCAAGGACAAGCUAUCUGUUAUCUCAAUGAGCUCUGGUAACCAAACUAAAGUUGCAAGGAGGCUCCAAAGCCAAGUCAGGGCUACAACUGCUACUACAUUAGGAAAUUUAGAUUUGAGACAUACAGCCUCUAUUACCUCAUCAUCACUUUGUUUUAACCACUGGUCCAGGCCAACAGCAUCAAAAACAUCAGAAGUAGACCACUGGGUCCAGGCAAAAGCUUCCAAAAUGUCAUAUCCUGACCUCCACCUCAGGGACACAGUGUCACUAUUAAGAUGUAUUGACCAUCACUCCAGGCCCUUGACUGACUAUUCAUUACACCUGAACCAGAAAACUAGAGCAACCACUACAAACUCAUCCUGCCCCAAACGUAUUAAAGCCAAAGCUUUGCCAUCACCAGCUCCAAACCAUCGGGCCAGGACAAGAGCUACCUCAUCACAAGGUGUUAAAUCAUGGGACAAGGGAUCAGCUAAUCACUGGGUCACAGCUACCUCUGUGCCCUUCCCAUUACACCACCAAAUGUAUGACGUUCCAAUCAAACAGGCAUCAUCCCAAUGCACUCUUCAUCAUCAGGCCACUUGUCCACCCACUCCUGAAUACUACCAGGCCAAGUACGUGACAGACUCCAAUACCCACAUCUUGCUUCAGAAAGAAAAAAACCGUACAGAAGUCAUGCCACAAGAUCUGGACUACCAGUUCACAAUGCUAACAGGCCAGGUAUACUGGUCAACAUCCUCAGUGAACAUGGAAUACAAUGGUACUGCUUCAUUUGACUAUGACCAGAGUACCACAACUCCAUUCAGUCCUAGAUACCAGACUGAGAGUGAACCAAACCCCCAACCCCAGAUCACACUUCAAAUGGAAAGAAAGAAUGAUUGCCAAAGAAUAUCAGUAAGAUCAGACUAUGAGGUGACACAUUUCAUGGACCAAGAUCAAUGGGCAACACCUUCACAGGGUGUAAGAAACCCUCAGAACAGAACUGUCUCUGGUCCUGAACAUCAGACCAUAUCUCUAUCCAGCAAUGACCACCAGGCUGAGGAUAUAGCAGUAGACUCUAAUACCCAGGUCAUAUUCCAACAAGAACUAGAUAAAAGGGAAACAUAUUGGAUGAAAGAUCAAAAGUCUUCACAACCAUCCAGUGUAGACCACCAGGUCCAGGAGAUCCCAGGAGAUCCCAGAGACCCACAAACAUUCCAACAAGAACUAGAAAAGUGGAAAAUACAAGACCCUAAGUUGACACCUUCAUCCAGCAAUGGUCACCAGGCUGAGACUAUACCAGCAGACCAUAAAACCCAGGUCAUAUUUCAUCAAGAACUAGAUGAGUGGGAAACAAUUUGGAAAAAAGGACAAAACAAUCAGUCCACAUCUCCACCAAACAAUGACCCACAAAUUCAGAAUAUGCCAGAAGAUGCCAGAGUACAUAUUAUACUCAAGGGAGAACCAUGUGAUCAGGAUAAAUUUUAUAAAAGACUAGACCACCAACCCAUACUUUCACCUGGAAAUGACCAUCAAAUUCAGCAUAUUCCAGCAGAUCACAAUGCACAGGUAAUAUUCCAUCAAGAAGAGGAUAAACAUGAAACAUUUUGGACACAAGGACAAAACCAUCAAUCCACAUCUCCACUAAGCAAUGACUACCAAGCCCAGGCUACUCCAGAAGACCCUAGUGCACAUAUUACACUCAAACAAGAACCAGAGAAUUUGGACACAUUUUGGACAAAAGGACUAGAUCAGCAGCCUACGUCUUCACCUGGCAAUAAACGGGAGGCUAAAGAUAAACCAGACUUCAAUUCUAAGACUACACUUCAACAAAAAAUAGAAGAAUGGAAAACACUUUGGCCAGGAGAACCAGACAAGCAGGGCACAAUUCUAACAAACGAGGGUUAUUUGGCAACUUCCACAUUAGACCUAAAAUACCAAGAUGAAACUUCACCUGAAACUAACCACAUCUCCACAUCUCCACCCAACUGUGGUGAACAGGCUUCAGAUGUAGCAGAAUUUAGCAUCCAGGCCACACUCCAACAAAAAAUAAGCAAAAGGGAAACAUUUUGGCCAACAGAACCAGACAAACAGGCCACAACUGUAACAGACCAGGAUUACUGGGCCACAUCCCCAUGGGACAUAAAACAUCAAGGCAGAAUUUCACCUGACCUUCAUCAUGGAGUGACACCUCUAAUCACACAUGAAGAUCAGGAUUCAGAUGUACCAGACCUCAGUCCCCAGGUCACACUCCAACAAGACCUAGACAAAAGGGAAAUAUUUUGGCCCAUAGAACUAGAUAAGCAGGCCACAAUUCUCAAAGACAAGGAAUUCUGGGCCACAUCCCCAUGGGACAUAAAACAGCAAGACAGAACUUCACCUGACCUUCAUCAUGGGGACACACCUCUACCUAUAAAUAAAGAUCAGAAUUCAGAUGUAUCAGACCUCAGUGCCCGAGUCACACUCCAGCAAGAACUAGGCAAAAGGGAAACUUUUUGGCAAACAGAACUAGAUAAGCAGGCCACAAUUCUCAAAGACCAGGAUUACUGGAUCACAACCCUAUGGAACAUAAAACACCAAGACAGAACUUCACCUGACCUUAACCAUGUGUCAACAUCUCUACCCACACUUGAAGAUGAGGAUUCAGAUGUAUCAGACCUCAGUGACCAGGUGGUCAUACCCCAACAAGAACUAGGCAAAAGGGAAACAUUUUGGCCAAUAAAACUAGACAAGCAGGCCACAACUCUCAAAGGCCAGGAUUACUGGGUCACAACCCUAUGGGAUGUAAAACAGAAAGACAGAACUUCACCUGACCUUCACCGUGGGGCCACACCUCUAUCCACACAUGAAGAUGAGGAUUCAGAUGUAUCAGACCUCAGUGACCAGGUGGUCACACUACAACAAGAACUAGGCAAAAGGGAAACAUUUUGGCAAACAGAACUAGACAAGCAGGUCACAACUCUUAAAGGCCAGGAUUACUGGGUCACAACCCUAUGGGACAUAAAAGACAAAGAUAGAACUUCACCUGACCUUCACCAUGGGGCUACAUCUCUACCCAUACAUGAAGAUCAGGAUUCAGACGUAUCAGACCUCAGUGACCAGGUCACACUACAACAAGAACUGGGUAAAAGGGGAACAUUUUGGCCAAUAGAACCAAACAAACAGGCCACAACUCUCAAAGACCAGAAUUACUGGGUCACAGCCCUAUGGGACAUAAAAGACAAAGACAGGACUUCACCUGACCUUCCCUUUAGGGCCACACCUCUAUCCAGACACAAGGACCAGGAUUCAGAUAUAUCAGACCUCAGUGCCCAGGUCACACUCCAACAAGAACUGAGCAAAAGGGAAACAUCUUAUCCAACAGAGAUAGAAAAGCAGGCCACAAUUCUAAAAGACAAAGUUUACUGGGCAACACCCACACUGGAUCUAAAACAUGAAGAAAGAACUUCACCUGACCUCCACCAUGGGGCUACAUCUUCACUCAGCUGUGAGGACCAGGAUUCAGGUGCAAUAGACCUCAGUGAGCAGGUCAUACUCCAACAAAAAUUAGGUAAAAAGAAAAUAUCUUGUCCAACAGAAUCAGACAAACAAGUUGCAAGUCUAACAGACCAGGAUUACUGGGCCACAUUCCCGUGGGACAUAAAACAUCAAGACAGAACUUCACUUGACCAUCACCAUGGAGCUACACCUCCACUCAGUCAUGAAGACCAGGAUUCAGAUGCAACAGACCUUAGUUCCCCAAUCAUACUCCAACAAGAACUAAGUAAAAAGGAAAUAUUUUGUCCUACAGAGUUAGACAAGCAGGUCACAAGCCUAACAGACCAGGAUUAUUGGACCACAUUCCCAUGGGACAUAAAACACCAAGACAGAACUUCACUUGGCCAUCACCAUGGAGCUACACCUCCACUCAGUCAUGAAGACCAGGAUUCAGAUGCAACAGACCCUAGUCCCCCAACCACACUCCAACAAGAACUAAGUAAAAAGGAAACAUCUUGUCCCACAGAACUAGACAAGCAAGUCACAAAUGUAACAGACAAGGAUUACUGGGCAACAUCUCCAUGGAAUAUAAAACAUCAAGACAGAAAAUCCCUUGACUUUCACCACAAGGCUAUAACUCUAUCCAGCCAUGGUGACAAAACUUCAAAUAUAUCUGACCUCAGUGCCCAUGCUAUACUCCAACAAGAACAAGGAAAAAGGGAGACAUUCUGGUCAACAGAACUAGACCAACAGGCCACAACUCUAACAGAUAAGGUUUACUGGACAACACCUACAUUGGAUCUAAAUCAUGAAGACAGAAUUUCACUUGACUUUCACCAUGAGGCCACUUAUCCACCCAGAAAUGAGGUCCAGGAUUCAGACUCAGAUGACCUCAGUGCCCAGGCCACACUCCAGCAAGAACUAGGCAAAAAGAAAACUUCUUGUCCUACAGAAGUAGACCAGCAGGCCAUAAAUCUAACAGAUGAGGUUUGCUGGAUAACAUUGCCAUGGGACAUAAAGCACCAAGACAGAACUUUCCCUGAUCCUUAUCAUGAAGUCACAUCUCCACCCAGACAUGAAGACCAGGAUUCAGAUGUGUCAGAACUCAGUACUCAAACCAUAAUUCAACCAGAACUAAAUGAAUGGAAAACAUUUUGGUCCAGAGAAGCAAACCGACAGGUUACAACUCUAAUAGACAAGGUUUACUGGGUAACACCCAUGUUGGAUCCAAAAUACCUGGACAGAACUUCACCUGAUCUUCAUCAUGAGAUCACACCUCCAUCCAGCUAUGAAGAACAGGAUUCAGAUUUCAUAUACCUCAGUGGCGAGGCCACACUCCAACAAGAACUAGGCAAAAGGAAAGCAUCUUCUCCUACAGAGCUAGACCAGCAGGCCAAAACUCUAAAAGAUGAGGUUUCCUGGGCAACAUUGUCAUGGGACAGAACUUCACCUGCCACGCCCCAUGAGCCUACAAGCCCAUCCAGCCAUGAAGAUGAUAGUUCAGCUAUAUCAGACCUCAGUGCUCAGUCCAUACUCCAAGAAGAAUUAGAUAAAUGGAAAACAUCUUGUCCCACAGAACUAGAUCAGCAGGCCAGAAUUCUAAAAGAUGAGGUUUCCUGGGCAACAUCCUCAUGGGGCAUAAAAUACCCAGGUAGAAAUUCACCUGAUAAUCACCUUGAGGCUACACCUUCAUCCAACCAUGAUUAUCAGGAUUCAGAUCUGUCAGACUUCAGUGCUCAGGAAACACUCCAAUUAGAUAUAAAUGAAUGGGAAAAACUUUGGCCAACAGAACUGGAUCAGGAGGGCACAACUCUACCAGACCAGGCUUCCUGGGAAAUCUCCCCAUGGGAUAUAAAACAGCAAGACAGAACUUCACCUGAUACUGACCAUACAACCUCAACAUCAUCUAGCCAUGAAAGGAAGGAUGGGGAUGUACCAGAUCUCAAUGCUGAGGCUAUACCCCAACCAAAACUAGACCAAUGGGAAAUAAUGCCAUCAAUACUAGAUCAAGAGUUAAGAGUUGAUCUCACAAUUCAACACUCCAGGACAAUACCUUCAGUGAGCAUAAUAGAGUCCCAGAAUGUGGUUCUAUCUGAUCCUGAGCACAAAAUCAUACCUCCAUCCAGCAAUGACUACCCAGUUGGGGAUAUAUCCAAGCCAAAUACCAAGAUUACACUCCAACAAGAUCAAGAUGACUGGGAUAUAUUUUGGACAAGACUAGACCAUCAGACACAGCUUCACUCAACAAUGACUAUCAGAUCCAACAUGUCCCAGGCCCUAAAGCUGACAUAAUUCAAAAAGAACAAGAAGAUUUAGAUAUAUUUUGGACAAGAACAUUAGACUAUCGGGCCAUGACUCCAACAAACAAGGAUUACUGGACUGCAUUUCCUUUACUGAACAUAGAACAUCACAAUAUGAUACAACCUGAUCCUGACCACCAAGUAUCAUGUACAACCAGCCCUGACCAUCAAACUGAAGACACAACAGAUCCCAAUGUCCAGAGUAUAUUUCAAACAAAAAAA